Molecule: messenger RNA, 1090 nt
Organism: Helianthus annuus (common sunflower)
Lineage: Eukaryota; Viridiplantae; Streptophyta; Magnoliopsida; Asterales; Asteraceae
Product: transcription repressor OFP5-like
Exons: 1
Coding region: 260-1066 (268 amino acids)
Biological process (GO): negative regulation of DNA-templated transcription
Source: RefSeq, a predicted model, not a curated record
CCUUUAUUUAGAACAAGUAGACCAGAAAAGCAAAGGACAAAGCUCAAGUAAAAUGAAAAAGUGAAGUAAAGUGAUCACAAGAUCUAUGGCGGGCCUUUCUUUUAAACUUCAAAUACAACAGCCACCAACAGUAGUCAAUUGUUCACAUAACAAACUACCUGUUUUAACUUAAUUCUUCUCGAAAUCGACGAAUUCUCAUACAUCAUCCAUUUAUAUAUUUUAUAACAAAGAAAAAGCCAAGAAGUAGACAACUUCUUUGAUGUCAAAUAUGUCUCUAAAGAAAUUGGUAUUGAGGUUCAAGAAGGUGAAAGAUGGCGAUGAACCCGAAUCAGAAAACGCGCGUUUUCACAAUUGGAUGUAUAAUUCGGAUAACCGGCUGAAUGUUUCGCCGGUAAGUGCUUCAAGUUUCAAGAAAAUGGUGUCAAAUGGAAGAACGAUGAAAGAGUUGAUUGGUGAAGAAGAAGAAGAAGUAAAAAAGAUUGUGUUUGAAAAGAAAUCUGAGAGCAUAAUUCAAGCAACAUCUCAAGAUUGUUUGAAGUCAAAGUCAACCGUUGACUAUACAAGAACACGAUCAACAAGGUCGGGUUUGGAAGAGUUAAGGAAGCUAAAAAACAACAAGAUCAAAGACAUCAUGUUGAAGAAUGAGGAACAGAGGAAAUGUGUUGAUGUAAGCAAAAAAACAAGUAGGAAAAAGUCAAACCCGGGUUGUAAAGUCAACGCUUACACGCCACGAACGCUCGCCAGAGUGGAAUGCAGAAUCAAAGCUCUUGAAGAUAUGAAAAAAACAAGGGUGAAGAUGAACAAAGAGAGAGAAAUUAAGGAUGCAUUUAGAGCUUAUGCUGAUAGUUUUGCGGUUUUGAAAAGAUCAUUUGAUCCGCAACAAGACUUCAGAGAGUCGAUGAUGGAGAUGAUCAUGGAGAACGGAAUCAGGCGAAGAGAAGAGCUUGAGGAGCUUUUGGCUUGCUACUUGACAUUAAAUUGUGAUGAAUAUCAUGAUCUUAUUGUUAAGGUGUUCAAAGAUGUAUGGUUAGAAUUAAACCAAGUCUAUAUUGAUCCAUAUUUUUAGUUUUCAGAAUUAUCUGUAAGAAAU